UUCCAACGCAUUUGGCCCAUCAUAACAAUGACUUCUGCGCAUCCACUUGCCAGUCGACCCAGCAACAAUCACUCUUGAGCCUCGGAUGUCCAGCGCCCCACAUUCCUCCAUCGCCGAACUGCCCCUCCACGUGAACUUCCCCAAUUUCUCCCCCAUGUCAUUGCGACCAUGUCCGCGGAUUUCUGGGCCGGCUACGUCUCCGGUGCGGUGGGCAUCAUCAUCGGCAAUCCUCUCGACCUCGUGAAGACGCGCCUUCAAGCUGGGCCGAAACCUGCCCACGAUGCGAACACAGCUACAACCACAUCAGGAGCUGCGCCGCGGGGUUUCCGAGGGCAGUUUGAGAAUGCUGGAACAUUAGUGAGAGGCGCAACAGCACCCAUCCUCGGCUACGGCGCACUCAAUGCGCUCCUGUUCAUGACCUACAAUCGCACGCUCACAAUUCUCGGUGAAACGCCUGGUGACGCGAACUCGUUUGCGAAAGUUUUCCUUGCUGGUGCAACGGGUGGCUUUGCCUCCUUCGUUGUGUCUGCACCUACGGAGUUGAUAAAGUGCCGCGCGCAAGUAUCAACAGCGAGACAUGCAACCUCGUGGUCGAUAGCGAAGCAAAUAUGGACAAAGGACGGCAUUAGAGGGCUCUACUAUGGAGGUGGGAUAACCAGUAUACGUGAUGCAGUAGGCUACGGGUUUUACUUUUGGUCGUACGAGUGGAGCAAGCAAGUUUGGAGCUCACCCGAAGAUACCGAUAGGGAGACUGCCUUCAAAGUGCUGAUGUGCGGAGGCCUUGCUGGGGUCAUAACAUGGGCGUCUAUCUUCCCCUUGGAUGUGAUCAAGACAAGGGUACAGACGCAAGCGUUGCAGCCAGAGCCUGUCCGUAGAGGCGACCAGCAAACCCUACUCCACACUGAGGGACGAAGAACGCACCUGGGCGCGAUACAGAUUGCCAAACAUGCAUACCAGACGGAGGGUGCUAGCGUCUUCUUCAGAGGGCUAGGUAUCUGCAGCGUCCGAGCAUUCAUUGUCAAUGCCGUGCAAUGGGCAGUGUAUGAAUGGAUGAUGCGCCUGUUGCAACAACAGUAGACAGAGUUAUCUCGAUGUGUCAUCAUCACAGUUGCACAGUUCGGGUUGUAGAGAUAUUGCAAAAUCAGACUAACUCCAUAGUUCGCAUUUUAGAAUACAGUAAGAAAAUUUUGUCCUCCAAAUGAUCCAUAAGAAAGGCGCAGA
Messenger RNA from Boeremia exigua, 1221 nucleotides. Its product is annotated as mitochondrial carrier domain-containing protein. NCBI's taxonomy places the organism in Eukaryota, Fungi, Ascomycota, Dothideomycetes, Pleosporales, Didymellaceae. Gene Ontology annotation, biological process: transmembrane transport. Gene Ontology annotation, molecular function: transmembrane transporter activity. The transcript is spliced from 3 exons. Bases 169 to 1077 code for a protein of 302 amino acids. The record is from RefSeq and is a predicted model, not a curated record.